CUUCGGACAACACCCACCACUCACUGUUUGCGGCCCACUCUUUGCAAUUGACUCCAUGCCCUCUAUUCGCACUGCUAGGAGCCUGUCGACUUCUCAAAUAUGCCCUAGUAGCUUCCCGAUUCCGUAAAUGGCUGUCGCUGCGGUGCAAACCGCGAUGAAUCUAGAGGACGAGAAGAGUAUACAUCCAUUCUUCUCAAAACCACCAAGGAAUCACGCCCCCGAACCAGAACCGUCCGCAAUCGAGACGCCCACCGAGCCCGCGCAAGAUGACCCAGACUACGAGCAAGCGGAGAUAGGCGUCCAAACUUCUAGAGGACGCAAGAAGCGUAGCAGGAAGCCCGGCGCAUCGAAUAAAAAUAAGGAUGGCGGUAGCGGGAGGAGUCAACCGUCGUUAGACAGCUUCACUCGCCGACCGAACGUCGACACUGUGAACGGAGGCACGACUGCCAACGCCCAGAAUGUGUCCGCAGGACUAUCUCUAGAAGUAGACCCUAAUCGAGAUCGUAGGAAACGAAGGAAGACAAGGUCUCCGAGGCCGUCGCUCGAUGAAGCCACCGACUCCGAUAUUGCCCAGGCGCCCGAGGCCAUGGAUUGGCAUCAGCAGUUACAGAUCGAGGCAGAAAAGGGCGCCAAUGAAAACGAUAGUGCCUCAGCCCUACGUGCGACGGAAGACACCAUGAAUCAGCCCAUACAUCAGGCGGAGGACUUAGCGCAUUCCAGAACACCCUCGAGAGUCAACGAGCCAGAGUCCGCGAACGCCCCAGCAUCCACCGACAGGGCAUUCAAAUCUGCCCAAAAGAACACGCCCAAAAAAUUACUGAAAGUCAACAAGAACGGGAAGCUCUUGUCGUCGCCCCCUGCUAAGCCGGAACCCGAGACGAACAGUCCAAAGAAGCGGCGGGGCAGGAAAGCUUCCAAGAACAAGGCGCCACCUACCGUCACUAUCAUCAAAUACGGAUCCGAUGAUGCGAGUCGGUUCGCAAUCGGUCGGAAGAUCGAAGACAUCCUCAGCGGGAGCAAACCAGCACUACGCCCCAUCCCUCCGAAAAAGGUGCCACCUAAGCCGGCUGAGCCUCCUAAACCAACGCAUCCCUUCUUUCUCGGAAAGCCUGCCCAGAAGCAGGUUGAAGCACGGCCCGCCAAGCCGACGUCCGAAACUCGCUCUUCCCCAUCACCAAGAGCUUUGAAGAAGAGUGCAGUGACACCGGGCAAGUUGAGAGCUGAAAGCCGUAGCUAUCAGUCACCUGUUUCCAUGCCCGUUUUUGGAGCAGUCCCAGGGAGCAAUCGGACACCAAAACAUGCCGGCAUGGGUGAAGCGCCUUGGCCUUCAAAGGAAACGGCACAUGUUCGAAAUCUGGACUCAGACUCCUCGGUUGCCUCACUAACGCCGACAUCGCAAAGGCAUUUGCUCAAGAUUCGAAAGAUGAAGAACAGGAUUCCCACUAUCCCCCAGGAUGAGGACCUAAUGUCAAGGCUAGCACAGCAGCUUCGGCCGUCUAUCCACCUAAAGAAUGUACUCGCUGAAUCCGAUUUCGAGCCACCAAAGGACGUACGCUUGCCUACUCGCUCGCUCGCUACCGGCAUCAAUAUCCAGGAACAAGUGCGUAGUCAGGUCCAGGCACAGCUACCACAUGGCAGUGAGCAAGAUAGCGGAGAAGCUGCUACGCAUCCAGCUAUUCGAGAGCUUUUCAGUGAAAUCGAACACACUCUUACCCCUUUUGAUCUUGGCAGGUGCGAAAUCCACUCUUGGGCCCAGAAGUACGCCCCGAAGUCUGCAUCUCAUGUCCUGCAAGCCGGUGAAGAGGCCAUGGUGCUUCAUGAUUGGUUAAAGAGUCUGACCGUAAUGGCUGUCGAGGGAAAGCACAAAGGAUCGAAGAGCGGCAGCGCCAUGGAAGUGAAGCGGCCGCCCAAGAAGAAACGAAAGAAGGAUGAAGACGACUUUAUUGUCGAUAGCGAUGAGGAUGUGGACGAAGAUAUGAUCGAGCUCUCGGACCUGGGGGGCUGCGAGAACAUUAUCCAGUGCUCAGCAAGCAUGAGGUCUCUAAGAAGACCGCAGUGGUCGCGGAACAAGAACGUCGUACUCAUUAGUGGACCUCACGGUUGCGGCAAAAGUGCUACGGUAUACGCUGUAGCAAAGGAGCUCGGAUUUGAAGUGUUCGAGAUUAAUUCAGGCAGUCGUCGCUCUGGCAGGGACAUCCAGGACAAGGUCGGCGAUAUGACUGCGAAUCAUCUGGUCAACCAUAGACGAGAUGAGACGACAGCCACGCAAGAUGCCGCACAGACAGAUGAUACGGACAAUGAGCGUAUGAGUAAUGCCCUUCGGAGAGACCUCGAGAGUGGACGGCAAGGCACGAUGACCUCGUUCUUCAAGACAAAUGGAACAGCGAAUUCGAAGCCCAAAGCAAAGGCUAAAGCGCAAGAACCCAAGAAAGCAAUCACGUCUGCUCAAGCAGCUUUGUCGAUUGCACAACCUCAGCGAAAAUCCCAGAAACAGUCGCUAAUACUAUUCGAGGAGGCCGACAUUCUUUUCGAAGAGGAUCAACAAUUUUGGGCCCAGGUCACUAAGCUAGCAGCUCAGUCUAAACGCCCUAUAGUCAUUACCUGCAACAACGAAACCCUAAUCCCAGUUAACGAGUUGCCACUUGGCGCCAUUUUUCGGUUAUCCCCCCCUCCCCUCGACCUUGCCACCGACUACAUGCUUGUCCUAGCAGGUCGUGAGGGCCAUGUCCUAAGACGAGAUGCCGUCAGCAACCUCUACAUGUCGAAGGACCACGAUCUUCGGGCUAGCAUCACUGAGCUAAACCUGUGGUGCCAAAUGGCCGUUGGCGACAGAAAAGGGGGUCUAGAGUGGAUAUAUCAGAGGUGGCCUCCGGGUAAAGAUGUCGACGAGCACGGUCGACUUCUCCGCAUCGCCAGUCGAGGAACGUAUCAACCGGGUAUGGGUUGGCUGUCUCACAACACGUUCUCUGCUUCUGGAAAUGCGUGCUUCGACAAGGAGCAAGAGUUACUGAAGGAGACGUGGGUGGACUGGGGAAUCGAUCCGUGCGAAUGGAACGAUCAUCGAGAGAGAACCCAAAGCCCAAUGGAUGUGUCCCAAGACGUGCACAGCAGCUCGCUGGAGGAUCUCGAGCGACUCGAAGCCGUCUCAGAUUCCAUCAGCGCCGCGGACAUUUACUGCCGUGUCGAUAUGCCAUUCUACGAGCGCUACUACGAGCCUACGGAUCCAUGUUUACCAUCCAUGCCCGACAAAGAACGACUCAACUACACGCUCGCUGCUCCAGUUAUCCAGACAGACCACUUCUUGGACUUCACCGACUUCGACAGAAACAUCUUCAUCCAGAGCCACCUGCUCAUACAACGGACCUACGGUGGCCGCGAAGCUUCAGUAACGGAAUCCAAACGUAACAUACCUGCGACUGAGGAAGGCUUCACCCGAGCUAUACUACAACACAAGGAGGCACAGCAGCGGAAGCAUUCCCUCUCCCGGCCAAAUUUCUCAGAAGCUUUCGACCCCUUGGCCUACCUGCCUGAUACUGUUCCAGCGAUGAACUCGUCUUACAAUCUCACGGCAUCUUCCUUUGACCGCACAUUCAGGAUCGUGGUUGAAGAUUUAGGGCCCUAUGUCCGGAGCAUCGUUGCACAUGAACUGGUUCUCGAGGCCCAGAGGAUCCGCCUAGGCAACCUACUGUCCGAAGGUGGGCGGGGUAAGCGCCAAAGGACAACUAGAGCUGCCAGGGUAGCGCUGGAAGGGGGCAAGAGAGAAACCAAGAGAAGGGAGCGGUGGUUUGGCAAGCAUUUGAAUCGGACAUUGGUUAUGGCUACUGCGGGAAGGAAUUGGACGGGCAUGGGUUCUGGGGCGGAGGAAGCAGAGAUGUCGUCCCGGACAGGCGAGAGUCUUUCUGGUGCUCAGGAGGAAUAGAGGGAAGCAUUUGGUGGAUCGGCGUACGGAUUGGAGGAUAUCAUGAAUGAGUAGGAUAGCAUUGCAUGGAAACACGGGCAUGGGUCAGGAUAUAGCAGCAUCUUUGGUCGCAUUCUUCAUUAUGGGUAUC
Molecule: messenger RNA, 4049 nt
Organism: Trematosphaeria pertusa
Lineage: Eukaryota; Fungi; Ascomycota; Dothideomycetes; Pleosporales; Trematosphaeriaceae
Product: P-loop containing nucleoside triphosphate hydrolase protein
Exons: 2
Coding region: 128-3919 (1263 amino acids)
Cellular component (GO): nucleus
Molecular function (GO): ATP hydrolysis activity; DNA binding; ATP binding
Source: RefSeq, a predicted model, not a curated record